Messenger RNA from Equus quagga, 4468 nucleotides. RefSeq names its product fidgetin like 1 (gene FIGNL1). The record is from RefSeq and is a predicted model, not a curated record. The coding region runs from base 1478 to 3730 and encodes 750 amino acids. NCBI's taxonomy places the organism in Eukaryota, Metazoa, Chordata, Mammalia, Perissodactyla, Equidae. The transcript is spliced from 4 exons. Gene Ontology annotation, molecular function: microtubule severing ATPase activity; ATP hydrolysis activity; ATP binding.
CAAUAAAAGUCUUUUAUUACUGUCUAAGCCAAGAAAUGAAUUGGGAGCUGUUGUUUUCAUUGUAACCCCGGUCUAUUUUUUAACAUGCAUUGUCCAAUCUCUUUUAUUUGGUGUCCAUUUAAAACUCUCUUAAAGGUCUUCAAAAAUUUUUUGCCUCACAUUUCUUUGGAUUUUUUAUUUAAACGUCAUGUGCUGGUAGUUGCUACUGCACAGCUAUUUUCCCCAUCUCCUGCACGAGAUAUUCCCUUUCUCAGAAGGGGUAACUAUAGGACCCAGAGGGAGGCUACUGGGGCUUUCUGGGAAAUGGAUUCUUCCUUUUUCCAAGAGAGAACACACAAAGGGAAAGGUCCUUCCCCAAUUUGGCCCCUUCUUGCUUUAAAUAUGGUUGUGUGAGGCAACGUUCCUUGGAUCGUGGGGGCCCUUUCCGAGAAAGAGGUGACAAGCCUGGGGAGGAAACUCCAUGGGAAGUAGAUGGCAGGAGAAAUGGUCCUUUAUGACAUCCUUAGGUAGUGUCAUCAGACCUGGAACUGCCAACCUCCAGACUUAUGUGACAUGACAGCAAUUACCCCAUAGAAUAGCUUACCCACAGAAUAGCUGUGAGUGGCUAUUCUGUCACUUGGUCUGAAAAUGCAAUUCACUAAUCUAAACAUGGUUCUGUUCUCUGAAGCCUUGCUCCAGAACAAAGUCCCAGGUAACAAUAGAGUGCUUUUCAGUCUUCCAGGAACGUGUCCCUAGAGAGUGCAGGGCGGGAAAAGGGAAGUGCUAGCUGAGGAGUAGAUCUGAGCUGCCAGAUUCAUGCAAAGCAGGUAUUCCAAUUCCCUUCGGUCUCAAAAAUGCACGCCGAUCUUGCAGGGCACUCUAUUCAAGCCUCUCCGCCAGUGAGUACCCUUUCCCCAGCACCCACCUACUAACGCGCUCUCUGGCGAACAGACUGGCGGACUCGCCGCCCAGGUAUGGCCAGGAGAGGGGGUACGGCCGGGAACCGCGGGGACUGGGCUGGGCUGGGCUCUGACGCCGCAGGCUCCCCUUACCCCUGCAGGAGACGCGCUCACCCCUCCCCACGCCCGUCUUCAAGAGGACCCGCCCUCCCCCGCCGUGAGUCCAGAGAGGCGCGGUCCACGCGAAUCCUCUGAACGUAGGUCAGCUCUAAGCGCGCCGCGUCCGUAUUUCGGAGGACUUUUAAAAUGAAGCACAGGCGCAGGAAAACGAAGAUAGUUCAGGACGUCAGUAAGCCUGUCGUGGCCAGACAGCUAGCACGUCUCUGGUCGCAGAAUACCUGUUCUCAGCCUUCCUUAAACUGCAGGAGCCGGAGCAGCGGCCGGCCCGGGAGACCCGCCCUCGAGACGCGCGCGCCUACUCGUCGCGUCUCACGCAGGCACGCACGCUCGUCGCGGGCCCGAGCACGUCAGCAGUACGCAAGCGCACAGCGAUCCCCGCGCUUUUCGGAGGCUUCCCGUCGGCGGCGAGGCGGAGAGCAAUGACCUUUGGUAGUAGCAUCAAGGAGCAUUUUAUACAUGGUGAAGCGCACUGCACUUGGAGUGAAACUGCUUGUGUGCGAAUUCUGACACCCUUGCUGACUGGCUGUGUGAUCUCUAAUAAAACAGAAGGCUCAGCAAUAGUAAGAGGCUUGCUUAAAAGAUCCUUCAUUUAUGUUUUCUUAGAGACCAGACUUACACUCCUGGGUUGGACCUCUAAAAUGCAGGUCUCCAACUCUAGGUCUGUGCACCUGAGUGAAUGGCAGAAGAAUUACUUUGCACUUAUGUCUGGUAUGUGUACAUCAGGACAGAAGGCGGAUGCAUACCGAGCACAGAUACUACGCAUUCAGUAUGCAUGGGCAAACUCCGAGAUCUCCCAGGUCUGUGCUACCAAACUGUUCAAAAAAUAUGCAGAGAAAUAUUCUGCAAUUAUUGAUUCUGACAAUGUUGAAUCUGGUUUGAAUAACUAUGCGGAAAACAUUUUAACUUUGGUAAGAUCUCAGCAAACUGAUAGUGACAAGUGGCAGUCUGGAUUAUCAAUAAGUAAUGUUUUCAAAAUGAGUAACGUACAGGAGAUGAUGCAAGCUGGCAAAAAAUUCAAAGACUCUCUUUUGGCACCUGCUGAUGCAUCAGUAGUAAUCCAUAAAGAAGCCGCUGUCUUUGAUCUUCCUAAAUUUAGCAUUUGUGGUGGUUCUGGGGAGAGUGAUCCAUUAACUAAGUCAGCUCUUGGUACAGCUAGGACCCAAGACAUCCCAGAGAGCAGUCCUUCUUUGAAGUGCCCUCAGAAUGCCCAGCCACCUAUGGUGACUAAUGCCACUAAGAUGUGUCCUAUAUUCUCAACGCCUUUUGGUGAAUCAGGCACUGCAAAAUUCCAUGCCACACCAUUGUUUGGCAAUGUCAAAAAGGAAAAUAACAACUCUCCAAAAGCCAACAUAGGGCUAAAUAUGUUCUCAUCUAAUCAGUCUUGUUUUCCUUCUGGCUGUGAAAAUCUACAGGAACGGAAAGCUUUUUAUGGUUCUGGCAUCAUUGAUGCACUUUCCACCCCAAUACUGAGUAAGGCUCCUACUAAAACAGAAGAUACUGGCCAAAGGGAGGAAAGCAGCCUGCCUACUUUUAAAACUGCAAAAGAACAAUUAUGGGUAGAUCAGCAAAAAAAGCACCACCAACCCCAGCGUGCAUCAGGGUCUUCAUAUGGUGGUAUAAAAAAGUCUCUUGGAGCUAGUCGAUCCCGAGGAAUCUUUGGAAAGUUUGUUCCUCCUGUACCUAAGCAAGAUGGGGGAGAUCUGAAUGGGGGAAUGCAGUAUAAGCCUUAUGGUGCAGGACCUACAGAACCAGCACAUGUGGUUGAUGCACGUCUGAAGAACUUGGAGCCAAAGAUGAUUGAACUCAUUAUGAAUGAGAUUAUGGAUCAUGGACCUCCAGUAAAUUGGGAGGAUAUUGCAGGAGUAGAAUUUGCCAAAGCCACAAUAAAGGAGAUAGUUGUGUGGCCCAUGAUGAGGCCAGACAUCUUUACUGGUUUACGAGGACCCCCUAAAGGAAUUCUGCUCUUUGGUCCUCCUGGAACUGGUAAAACGCUAAUUGGCAAGUGCAUUGCUAGUCAGUCUGGGGCAACAUUCUUUAGUAUCUCUGCUUCCUCCUUGACUUCUAAAUGGGUAGGUGAGGGGGAGAAAAUGGUCCGUGCGUUGUUUGCUGUUGCAAGGUGUCAGCAACCAGCUGUGAUAUUUAUUGAUGAAAUUGAUUCUCUGUUAUCUCAACGGGGAGAUGGUGAGCAUGAAUCUUCCAGGAGGAUAAAAACCGAAUUUCUAGUUCAGUUAGAUGGAGCAACCACGUCUUCUGAAGAUCGUAUUCUAGUGGUGGGAGCAACUAAUCGGCCACAAGAAAUUGAUGAGGCUGCCCGGAGAAGGUUGGUAAAAAGGCUUUAUAUCCCCCUCCCAGAAGCUUCAGCCAGGAAACAGAUAGUAGUUAAUCUGAUGUCCAAGGAGCAGUGUUGCCUCAGUGAAGAGGAAAUUGAAAUGGUUGUACAGCAGUCUGAUGGGUUCUCUGGAGCAGACAUGACACAGCUUUGCAGAGAAGCUUCUCUUGGUCCUAUUCGCAGUUUACAAACUGCCGACAUUGCCACAAUUACACCAGAUCAAGUUCGACCAAUAGCUUAUGUUGAUUUUGAAAAUGCUUUGAGAACUGUGCGACCUAGUGUGUCUCCAGAAGAUUUAGAGCUUUAUGAAAACUGGAACAAAACUUUUGGUUGUGGAAAGUAAAUGGGACACUUAAAAGAUGGCAUCUUGGUAGUACAGUCUUUUCCAUUUUUUAGCAUAGAAAACUGGGAAUUUAUUAAUUGUGGUUUUAGUGUAUAUUCUGAAUUCUGGACCUUAGAUAGAAUAACAAUAGCUUGUUUGACAGUUGACCUAGCCUAUGUUAUUAUAAGCUUUAUUUUUUUUUCCACUUAUUGCCUGAUGCGUAAGUGGAUUCAUACGAAACAAGAAUGAACUUUUUGUUACGUUACUAAGAGGUCUUUCUUUUGAAGAUGGAUAAUAUGAUGAAUAGUCAGCUCAAAUUGAAACUUUUUUAACUCUCAUUUGUAUAUGAGGAUGUAUCUGAUUUAUAUUCAUCUUUUAGUGAAGAAAGAGUCUUCUGAAGACCACUUGAUUCUCAGUGUUUGCUAGUAUAAUGGUUUGCAUUUGAGACAGAAUAUUGCUUACUGUUGUUUAAAUAGACUUAAGAUCUCACCCAAAGCUAGAGUGAAAGUGCUAGUUUUCACUUUCUUCUGGUUUGUGACCUCUUAAGGGUUUUUUUGCUUACCAGGAUUAACUUGAAUAAAAAUAUGUUCAGAAAUAGCAAGGUGUAAUCCAAUAUCAGAGACGUAUCCACAGAACUGAAAAGUGAAGAAUAUUGUAUUUUUCCAGGGGCUAUGUGAUGUUUAAAAUUAAUGGUUUAUUUGACUCUACUUCACAGCCUAUAGUAUUGCUCCCUUUCAAAAAUAAAUGUUUUAAAAUUUU